CAAAAAGAGUGCGCAAAAAGUCGAUGCAUGGAUAGCGCGGGUAAUGGAAUCAGCACAAUUCCGUUUGAAAAGCCCGGCGACUGCGCGAACUUUUAUCAAUGUGAUAACGGACGACUUCUAACAAGACCAUGCGGUGUAGGAACUGUAUUUAAUCCAGUUCAUCUAGUGUGUGACUGGCCACGUAAUGUUGUUGGCUGCGAUGGUUCGAACCCAGUACGCCAAACAACAACUGGAGCAACUACAACAGGUGUUGUAUCAACGACUACAAGUACUGGUGCGAGUACCACCACAUCUGUACCAGUUACAAAUGCACCAACGACUACAAUUACAGCGCCAACUACCACAAAUUCACCUG
This is a messenger RNA of Ciona intestinalis (vase tunicate), 355 nucleotides long. The record is from RefSeq and is a predicted model, not a curated record. Lineage: Eukaryota; Metazoa; Chordata; Ascidiacea; Phlebobranchia; Cionidae.